This is a messenger RNA of Meira miltonrushii, 533 nucleotides long. RefSeq names its product DNA binding methylated-DNA--cysteine S-methyltransferase. Gene Ontology annotation, molecular function: catalytic activity. The record is from RefSeq and is a predicted model, not a curated record. The coding region runs from base 99 to 485 and encodes 128 amino acids. The transcript has 7 exons. Gene Ontology annotation, biological process: DNA repair. Lineage: Eukaryota; Fungi; Basidiomycota; Exobasidiomycetes; Exobasidiales; Brachybasidiaceae.
CUUAGACGUCCAACACAACCUUUACGUCACUUUGCAACUUGUGUUGAUGGUGGUGCAAGCCAGAGUUGGGCAAUGAACAAUCAUUGAAUAAGUAAAACAUGCCGCAAGUCGAUUCGGAUGUCUUUCAUGCGACUGUAUAUGAGAUUGUACGAAUGAUCCCACAUGGCAUGGUGACAACCUACGGCCAUAUUGCUCGUCUAGCCGGAUCACCUGCCCACUCUCGCCUAGUAGGACAAGCACUCAAGUUUCUACAAGCACCAGAUGUUCCAUGGCAAAGGGUAAUCGGAGCAGGCGGCACAAUCUCCGAUCGAGGUGAUGGCGGAGAGGGAGCAGCACGUCAAGCAGAACGCUUGCGGGAAGAAGGAGUCAAUGUGUCUGAAUCAGGCGCUCCUUUGAGGUUUAGAGUCAAUAUACAACAAUAUGGCUGGUUCCCAAAUCAAGUCAGUUUAUACGACUCAGAAGAAGAGGCGGAAGAUGGAGAAUAGUCAAUCUGUUUUGCAGUGUAAUCACAUUUAAUUCGAUACCAAUUAUAC